ACUAGAAACGUAAUUACUUUGUAAGGUGUUCAAAAAGUACGAAAUAAAUAAGAAAAUAAAUGAUAAAAAGUCGAUCAUAUUGUAAUUUCUUUUAUUCGUAUCGAAAUUGUAUAUUCGAAGUAAAAUUACAUCAUAUUAUUAACAAUCACAAAUUCUAUGCACAAUGAUAAGAAUAAGGUUAUGAGAUUGUUUGAUCGUUUAAUAAAUAAAGAUAGAAAUUAUGGAAAUAUUGCAUCAACUUGCACGUUAAAAGCGAUGCAUUAUUUCAAGUGCAAAUACCAAGAUGUGACGUAAUAGGAAAAGGUAAUGAAAUCGUGGUAGGAUUACCACCAGAUUCUAAAUAUGGGAAAGCCAACAAGAGUAGUCGUCUGUGGAAUGAAAGGAGUAGGAAAAACAGCAUUGCUAGAACAACUCAUAUAUGGAAAUGUUACCCCAAAAACGGAAAUUCAUCCCACUAUAGAAGACAUCUAUGUUGCUAAUAUAGAAACGGAUCGUGGUACAAAAGAGAGAGUUAGAUUUUACGACACCGCUGGUUUAGAAUCAUUACAAAGCAACGCGAACAAUCAACAACUUCCCAGGCACUAUCUUGGUUUUGCAGAUGGUUAUAUCUUAGUGUACGACACUACGAAACCAGAAUCUUUGGAUGUUUUAUUUCCAUUGAAGAAGGACAUCGAUAAGAACAAGGAUAAGAAAGAAAUAACAGUAAUAGUUUUAGGUAAUAAAACUAAUAAUGAAAAUAAAUCUAAUAGCUUAGAGAAUACAUCUAAUAAAGCAAGCAAUUGGUGUACCAGGGAAAAGGUAAAACAUUAUGAGAUCAAUGUAAUGGAUAGACAAACAUUAUUAGAACCUUUUGUCUAUUUGUCGUCUAGGUUAAAUCCACCACCAAACAAAAGUACAUUUCCUCAACUGAGUAUGGGUAGGAAAAUAAUUAAAACUGAGACUCCAUAAGAAAAUUAUAUCAUUUAAUUAAUUAUAACUGAUAUUUGAAAGUAAUUCACUUGGCUGUGGAAAUAUAUCAUCGUAUUAAAAAUAUGAUAUAUAUAUAUAUAUAUAUAUAUAUAUAUAUUAUGAGGUAUAACAAAACAAAAAAAACUAUAAUGAUAUUUAAGUUAAUUAAAAAAUGUGAUCAAGAGUCUAAUUGAAUACUCUUGAUUUAGAUUAAGAAUAUCAAAGUACUUAAUUAAUUUAUCUUUAUACAACAUGCAUUUUAAUAAGAUCUUCCAAAGUUAUAUUAUGAAAUGCGUCAUGUAUAAUAUUGAUUAAUGACAUGGUAUUUCGCUCAGAGGAUCGUAUAAUCGUUUCUAAACAUAUUUAUCUAUUAAGCAAUAUGGCUUAAAGUACUUAAGUAAUACUUUCUAUCAGAAAUAACAAUAGCCAAGCUGAAAGCGUGUUACAUGCUAGAUAUAAACUUUUCUAUUACAUUUAUCACUCGUAAGCAGGAAAUUACCAUUCUAUUGGUUUUACCAGCUCCUGUAAACUUAUAUCUGUGUUAAAAACAUAAUCCCAAAUUUUACUACUAAUACCGAAACCUAUAAAGAAUAAAACAUUAAAUGUUUAUGUUUAAGAAUAAAACAUAAAACUCAUGCUGUGUGAAUAAGAAAAUGAAACGCAAAAAAAAAACAUUACCUUCAUCAUGAUGCGAGAAAUGAUGAUAAUUGUGAUAUCUCUUCAAAUCGUAAAAAUAUGUUUUGGCAUUAGGUUUACCAUAAUGCAAAUAAUAAUGCAUUAAAUCGUAACACAAGUAUCCUAUGAAAAAUGAAGAAACAUUUAGGUUUAGAUUAUUUAUUUAAAUUUAUUUAAUUUAUAUCAUAUAGUGCGUUUAAUUAUACGUAUAGGGAAAUUAUUAUACUUCACCUGCAACAGUUCCAGCACUAAUAAAGUUGGCUAUAAAAUCAGGAAAUAUCGAUAUGUACAAUUUCCAUAUGCCAAUUGCUAUGAUAAUACCAGCUAUAGGUGGAAAUACUAAUCUUUGACCAUCAAAAGGUGCCUAGUAUCAAUAAAAACAAAAGGGAAUCUAUAAAUUUAUAU
Molecule: messenger RNA, 2028 nt
Organism: Vespa mandarinia (Asian giant hornet)
Lineage: Eukaryota; Metazoa; Arthropoda; Insecta; Hymenoptera; Vespidae
Gene: kappaB-Ras
Product: NFKB inhibitor interacting Ras like 1
Biological process (GO): negative regulation of canonical NF-kappaB signal transduction; Ral protein signal transduction
Molecular function (GO): GTPase activating protein binding; GTP binding; GTPase activity
Source: RefSeq, a predicted model, not a curated record